UAAGAAUACUCAUGAUUAUAUUACUGAAUUUAAAUGCGCAUAUAAUGAGAAUUUUUCUCAAAACAUUUAAAAAAACUUCUUUAUUUUAAAAAUGAUAACCUUAUGAUAAUGAUAAACUUCGUAGCACUUGUUGAUGAUUAACAAAAAAUUAAAGGAAUUAUUUGCUUUUAUAUAUUUAACAGUUUCUUUUUAAUUGAAUUUUUAAAAUGGAAAGAAAAAUAGCUGCAGAAGUGCAUUUUCAAAUCAAUGAAAGUAAAAACUGUCAGAAUAAUUGUCUUAAGGAACAAAAUAAUAGGUGUAAAUUCGGCCCAUCGGAUAUUAUCCAUUGCUAUUAUGAAUAUCCACUGAAAAUUAUGUGCCCAUCAUCCAUCUCAGAAUCUUGUUGCCAAUGGAUUUUUCCUAUUACUUAUGGUGGAGGUUUAGUCGAAGGAGACAAUGUAAAUAUUUCCCUUAAAGUUGGACAUAGAUGCUGUGUUGCAUUAGCAACUAUGUCUUUCCCUAAGGUUUAUUGUUGUGACAAUGGAAAAGUGAGUCAACUACAUGGAAAAUAUUUUAUAGCUUCUGAAGCUCUCUUGUGCAUAUUACCUGAUCCCUUGAUAUGUUUCAGGAAAGCAUCUUACUAUCAGUCUCAAACAUUUAAUCUUGCACCCAAUGCAAAUUUAGUAUUGAUUGACUGGUUUACUUCAGGAAGAUAUAUGAAAGGUGAACGCUGGGCUUUUUCAAAAUUAAAAAAUGUAUCAUCAGUUUUCAUAGAUGGCAAGCUUGAAUUCAGAGAAUCUCAAAAUAUUCAUAAUUCCACAUUUCUUUCCAUUGAAAAGGCAAUGAAAGCCUACAAUAUUACUGGAACCUGUAUGAUUAUGGGUCCUCAUCUCAAAUUUUUAUCUUCAUCUAUUCUCUCACAGUUGGAAAAAUGUAGAGCUUAUGGUGAAAAGCCAAACCCAGAUAUAUUAUUCUCAGGAAGUUCGUUGAAUCUGAGCAAUGGUAGGAAAUUUUUUGGUUGCAUUGUAAAAUUUGCAGCUAUAUCUGUGCCUGAGGCUAUCAAAAGAAUCGAAGAUUUAUUGCAGCCAUUGUUUGUGAUUAUUGGUAGCAAUCCAUUUGCAAACAAAUAAACACUGUUUUGCUGGUAAAAAAAAGCCUUUUUAUUAUGAGAUUACAUAUAAAAAACGUUU
Argiope bruennichi is the source of this 1169-nucleotide messenger RNA. RefSeq lists its product as uncharacterized. The transcript is spliced from 6 exons. Gene Ontology annotation, molecular function: nickel cation binding. NCBI's taxonomy places the organism in Eukaryota, Metazoa, Arthropoda, Arachnida, Araneae, Araneidae. The coding region runs from base 207 to 1109 and encodes 300 amino acids. The record is from RefSeq and is a predicted model, not a curated record.